AUGUUGAGGUAUUUUAAGAAAAUACGAGAUGAACAUACUUCAAACAAGUCAUCUCCCCCUCCACCACCUCCUCGUCCUCCGCCUCCUCCACCAGCUCCUCUUGAUGCUGACUCAAAUGAGUAUCCUAGUGAUCCUGGGCUAAGAAAGCACAUUCUUGAGUAUAAUGUUAAUGAAAGGGAGAUUGUUCGACGUUACUAUUUACAAAAAGGUCCUUUUCAACCUAAAAAUCAUGAAUUUCCUUGGCGUUCUUGUCCCAAAGAGAAACGAAGAUUUCGAGCUAUAUGGUUUAGUCUUCAUCCUAAUUGGCUAGAAUACAGCAUUGCAAAAGAUGCGGCUUUUUAUCUUUAUUGCUAUUUAUUCAAAGCGGAUCAUGGUGGUCAAAGUGGUGGUGAUUCUUUUGUUACUGAGGGAUUUAAAAAUUGGAGAAAGAAAGAAAAAUUUAAUGAACAUGUUGGAAAUCAGAGCAGCAUUCACAACAGGUGCAUGAUGGUGGCUUAUGAUUUAAUGAAUCAAAAACAACAUAUUGAAACUUGUUUGGUCAAUCAGUCUAGUCAAGUAGCUAUCAAUUAUCGUGUUCGUUUGACAACAUCAAUUGAUUGCAUAAGAUUUCUUGUGCGUCAAGGAUUAGCAUUUCGUGGUCAUGAUGAAUCAACAAACUCACUCAAUCAUGGUAAUUUUCUUGAAUUGUUAAGAUUUCUUGCUGACCAUAAUGAGGAUAUCAAUAGAGUUGCACUAGACAAUGCUCCCUCAAAUCUCAAAUUGACAUCGCCUGAUAUUCAGAAUGAUAUUAUCAGAUCCAUUGCUUAUUUAACCACUAAUUCUAUUCUUGGAGAUCUCGGUGAUGAAUUAUUUACUAUAUUGGUUGAUGAGGCUUGUGAUAUAUCUGUUAAAGAACAAAUAACAGUUGCUUUACGGUUUGUAGAUGAAAGGGGAAAUAUUGUUGAGCGCUUUCUAGGCCUUGUACAUGUAAGCGACACUACUUCCUUAUCACUUAAAACUGCUAUUGAUUCUUUGUUGUGCCAACAUGGAUUAUCUAUAUCUAAUUUGCGGGGGCAAGGAUACGAUGGAGCUAACAAUAUGAGAGGAGAAUUCAAUGGCUUAAAAAGUUUAAUUAUGAUAGAAAACCCUUCUGCUUAUUAUGUUCAUUGUUUUGCUCAUCAACUGCAGCUUACACUUGUAGCUGUUGCUGAAAAUCAUAUAAGAAUUUCUACUUUUUUUGAUGUGGUUGCACAAUUGAACAAUAUUGUUGGAGCGUCAUGCAAGCGAAGAGAUAUACUUCGUGAGAAACAAUUUGAAAAAGUUAUUAAAGGAAUUUGCAAUGGUGAUAUCUUCACUGGACAAGGUAUGAAUCAAGAGAUGACAUUAAAAAGAGCUGGGAGCACACGUUGGGGUUCACAUUAUAAUACAUUGUUAAGUUUGAUACAUUUGUAUCCUUCAAUUAUUGAUGUUCUUUUAUUUGUUAAAGAGGAGGGAAAAGAUCACAAGCAAAGGGCACAAGCAAAUAAUCUGUUGGAAUUGAUUGGAAAAUAUGAAUUUAUAUUUCAGAUGCACUUAAUGAAGAAUAUCUUGGGAGUCACGAAUGAUUUGUCGCAAGCUUUACAAAGAAAAGAUCAAGACAUUGUAAAUGCCAUGAUUCUUGUAAGAUCAAGCAAACAUCAACUGCAAACUAUGAGAGAUGAUGGUUGGGAUUUGUUACUGAAUGAAGUUUCUUUAUUUUGUGUUAAGUAUGAGGUAGUCACCCCGCACAUGGAAGACUUGUUCGUCUUUCAUGGGAGAUCACGACGAAAUAUUGAAGGAAGGACAAAUCUUCACUAUUAUCGUGUUGAAACAUUUUAUGAAGUGAUAGAUUUGCAACUUCAGGAGUUGAACAGUCGCUUUAACGAGGUGAACACGGAGUUGUUGUUGUGUAUGAGUUGUCUUGAUCCAUCAAAUUCAUUCUCUGCUUAUGAUAAGAGAAAAUUACUUCAGUUUGUUCAGUUUUAUCCAUCAAAAUUUUCCCCAAUGGAGUUAAUGCAUCUUGAGCCCCAACUUGAUAACUUUAUUUUUGAUAUGCGGAGUAGCAAUCAAUUCUCUGAGGUUAUGGGGAUUAGCCAGCUUGCUAAAAGGAUGGUUCAAUUGAAAAAACAUCGUCUGUAUCCUUUGGUAUAUUUACUUUUGAAGUUAGCAUUGCUAUUACCUGUUGCAACUGCAACUGUAGAGAGAGUGUUUUCAGCAAUGAAAAUAAUCAAAACCUCACUUCGAAAUCGGUUGGGAGAUGAUAUGAUAAAUGAUUGUUUGAUACCAUAUAUUGAGCGAGAUGUGUUUGAUACCAUUGAUAAUGAAGCUAUUAUUCAAUAUUUUCAAAAUAUGAAAUCUCGAAGAGUGAUAUUGUAA
This is a messenger RNA of Zingiber officinale, 2373 nucleotides long. RefSeq names its product zinc finger MYM-type protein 1-like. The coding region runs from base 1 to 2373 and encodes 790 amino acids. Lineage: Eukaryota; Viridiplantae; Streptophyta; Magnoliopsida; Zingiberales; Zingiberaceae. The record is from RefSeq and is a predicted model, not a curated record. The transcript has a single exon. Gene Ontology annotation, molecular function: protein dimerization activity.